Messenger RNA from Teleopsis dalmanni, 3428 nucleotides. RefSeq names its product WD repeat-containing protein on Y chromosome (gene WDY). The record is from RefSeq and is a predicted model, not a curated record. Gene Ontology annotation, molecular function: protein binding. The transcript is spliced from 10 exons. Bases 54 to 3389 code for a protein of 1111 amino acids. Lineage: Eukaryota; Metazoa; Arthropoda; Insecta; Diptera; Diopsidae.
AUUUUGAUAAAAAUUUAUUUCUCAAAUUGGGAAAAAAUUGAAUAGUGUUCACAAUGUAUCGUAAUUCACUGCUUUCUAGCAACGACCAAACCUUAAUUGCAUAUGAUUCACUUUCAUCGAAUGUUCCUCCUAUUAUUGAAACUCCUGAACGGAUUCAUAGCUGGAUAAAACUCGAGCAGUUUGAAAUAUUACACAAAAAGUUCGCACAAAGUCUUGGAGUUGUAGAAUUAUCUGAGGCACUAAGUGAAAUUGGUAUAAAUUUCUCGAAACGGGAAUUUAGUCGUCUUUUUCUAAAAAUCAAUCAAAAUCGUGAUUUCCUAUGUGACUGGAAUGAAUUUGUUUCAUAUCUGAUUUACGGUUUUCAAGAAGAUGAUCCAAGUACCCAAAAAGAAUCACUCAUUUUGCCUAUAUCACAGGCUCCAAUGGUACGAAAAUCUGAACAUAGAUCUCAAAUUUGUAGUAUUGCCUUACUGAAAGCUGUACCUGAUGAUAUUUUUGAUAAAUCUACUCCAACAACGUUAUCAGAAGAUUCUCCAGAAGUAUCGGGAAUAUGGUUAACUGCAAGUCGUGAGGGUCAAAUACGUUUUUGGUCACCCAGUUUAGAUACAAUAAGAUCUAGAGUUUCAGAAAGCGUUCAUUUAAAAAUGCAAACUUGGAUAUUAGCUAUAGAAGCAUUGUCGGAUGUUAACAUUGUGUGCACUUCAUCAACAGAAAGAGAACUUCGAUUUCAUGACACAAUCGUUCCAACAUUUAGCAUUCGCAUGGUCAUUCGAAGUCUACCAUUUGCCGUAUGCUCGUUAGCUUAUAAUUUUAGUCAAAAUAGUAAGAUACUUUCUAGACUGGUACUUGGAGAUUAUGGAGGAAAUAUACGUAUAUUGGCAUAUUCACCAGUCUUACGGGGUCCAUUUCAGAGUAGACCUGGUGUAACAAUGAUAGAUGUGUUUUGGUCGGAUAUUGUUAAGGGAAAGAUUUCAUCGUUUCAAUUGAAGGAGUAUUACAGAGUUCAUACCGAAAUAAUUCAAACAGUCUAUUAUUCAGUGCGUACCAAUUCAUUAUUCUGCUCUGCCGAAUAUCGCAACACAAAGAAAUAUCGUGGACGUUGUCCUGGCUUAAUUGUUAUAGUAAACGACGACAAGACAACGUUCCGUAUACCGCUGGGUGUAACAACAUUUUAUGUGGAUGAAGCAAAUAAUAUUGUUGUUACUGGAGGACCUGAUACAUUUGUGCGUAUUUGGGAUGUUUUUAUAUCAAGUAAACCAUCCGGUAUACUUACUGGCCAUAAUGGUGGAAUUGUUAAAGUUUUCGUACAGUCUGAAGAGAGGAAAGUCUAUAGUAUAGAUUAUCAGAAAAUAAUAAAAGUGUGGCAUUUAACAGAACAUACUUUGUUACAAUCAUUCGGUGAUUUGGUACGUUUAUUGCCUUCAGAAACUGACUUGUGCUACAAAUAUCACACACAUUCUCGCGAAUUGUUAGUAGGUGGGCGUAAAAUUAUAAGUAUUAAAUGUUGUCCUCGCAUAAGAAUGGAUUUAACUGAUGGAAAUACUCACUCAGCGCCAGUAUCAGUUGUACUAUAUAAUCGAUUAUUUCGUAACAUUGUUACAUGUGGAUUAGAUAGUUACAUAAUUGUAUGGGAUCCAUGGACAGGUCAAAGGAAAGUCAUAAUUAAGAAUUGUCAUACAAAGAUUAUUUAUGGUGAGUCGAGGGAUAUUGAAAUCACAGCAGCUUGUUUUGAUCCUCUUGAGCAAUUUUUAUUAACUGGGGCAAGGGAUGGUUCACUAAAAAUUUGGAAUUAUAACAGUGCAGUUUGCAUGCGAAAUAUGGUUACUAAGAAGGAUCGUGAAGUUACUACUGUCAUAUGGGUAGUAGAUAGAAUUUUAGCCGUCGGUUGGGAUCAGCAAGUCACAGAAUUUAAUGAUGUUGAAGGACGUGAGUAUGGUGAUCCAAAAAAAUGGCCUCGAUUUCAUGGUGACGAUGUUACAUGUGCAGAUGUCAAAGUAGGUGAAGGAGUUGUGACAGCAACAUAUUCGGGGGAAAUAAUAUUUUGGAAACUGGAAACUGGACAGCCAUAUCGUAGAUAUAGUGUCAAGGAUCCUACAAAAUUUAUAGAGCUCAAACGUCGACCUGAUGUCGGAGAAGAAAACAAGGCUUACUUAAUAGAAGGAUCAAAUAAUAUUAAUGUCUCACGAUUUGUGCGACUUUCUGUAUCGGACAGUAUAAAAGCAAUUCAAAGAAAUGUUUUAAGAAGCAAAGAAAAGGGAGAAGCGAUAAAAGCAAUAGAGAAUCUAAAAAAUCCAAAUACUCUUCCAUUAUCAGUUCAAGCCGUACUAUUUCUACAAACUCGACCUAUGACAAAAAUUCAUGGAACUCUGUUUGCGGCUUUGGAAAAUGGAAUGAUACAAGUAUAUUCCCAUCAUCAGCAUGGUGGCUAUAUAACUGAAUUUAAUGCUAUACAUAAAACCGGUGAUUGUGUGUUAACAAUGACAACUGAUAGAAAAAAUCGGUAUCUUCUUACAGGUUCUGCAUUUGGUUAUGUUAAAGUAUGGCAUAUUGUUAAUUAUUGCAUUCCUGAAGCAGAAAAGCAACAUGUUUGUAUGCCAGCGUUACGUUUGCAGUUUAUUUUUCUUCGUAAGGUACGUAUAAUGUCAAGAGCACGGCGUGUAGUGCGGCAUCAGAAGGAACCACUCUUGUUAAGUUCGUACAAGGCUCAUUUGAAGGCAAUUAAUUCGAUUAUAUUCAUUAAUACGCCUAAAAUUUAUGUGACCGGUAGUCACGACUGUUCGUGUCGACUGUGGACCUUAGGUGGUCACUAUUUGGGAACAUUGGGUACACCAGCUAAAUGGCUUAAUAUUUCACCAUUUGAACGAAUGGAUGAACAACAAGAAUAUCGAAUACCUCCUGAUAUCAAGAAGGUUGCAAGCUCAACAACCAUGAAGGUUGUAAGUGGCAUUCAAACUGAUAAAAUGAAAGCCAAGUUAUAUGCUCGUCUCGCAGAAAAAUCAGUUGCUGAAGAAACGGCAGUAGGUUCUCGUUUCUACAAGAUACCAUUAAAAGAUCCAAUUUUGGGACACCAUUUCGCUCUACCUGGCAGCAGUGCAGUAGAACAACGUAUACAGCUGGAAACAAAAUAUGCGUAUACACCAGUUUAUACACAUUUGAAAAUACAAGAAACUAGUGGUAUUGUAUGUCCAAAUAUUCCACCAGUUAUGCAAGAAAUAGAACAAGAAAGUUACAUGGACUUCUAUAAACCAGAAGGUGUUGUUGUUGAUACUAAUUCAAGUGUCUCCUCGGAGUUUCCAGAAGAAACCACAGAAAAAAAUAAGGAGCAAAGCACCAAUAAAGAUCACGAAGACGUUAAAGCUGGUAAAACCAAUCUAAAGAAUAAACUUUAAAUGUUUUAAUUUUGAUUGGUUUAUAUAUAUAUCUUUAGU